GAAAAAUGAAGAAAACAGGGAGAGCUGCAAAUCUAAUCAGUGGUGGGAAGAGGGAUGAACAUGCUCAGUAUCCUCGUGGGACAGAGCAUCUCUGAAGUGGUGGGCUGAGCUCCCUGGGGAGGUCAGAGGUGGCUGUGCAGGGCUGGCACCAGGGGAAGGGAGCAGAAGGGUUUGCAGGGUUGGGAUGAUCAGAGCAGUCAGCCAUCCUCUGCAUCCACACUCUACUGUGCAUUCACUUGUCACCAGCAGGGGAAGAGCUGCUGAACCAGGAAUGCCCAAAGAGCUGCAGAAGGGCAGCUCUUCCAGGAAGGUUCAUAAAACAAAGCCCUCAUGGCUGGUUCUCUGCUCCACCGCUGAGCCCGUGGCAAUGGGAGCCUUUCUCCACCUGGCUGGCGUGGUCAUUUUCCAGCUCAGUGUUUGUGGACAUGUGGUCAUGGAUGUGCUGCUGGCCAAGGAGUGUGGAGUAGUGGAGGUUUCCAAAUGUGCUCUGUUCCUAGAAGGGACAUUGAGUAAAAAAUGUGCCGAGAAAUGGUUUGGCAGGCAGUUUGGUUUGGAGGAAUUAAUGCUUUCCUUCAGUGUGAUUAAUAAUGGGGACGUGGGGGAAAGAUCAAAAUAAUCAAACUGCUUUGAAGACUUCACUGGGCUGGGCCAUGUUCAAAUCUCAGUCUGGGUGUGAAAAGGCACGUGGUCUCUGAAUUUGUCCCAGAUCCUCCAAGCAGGAUUCAAGGUUGUGAGUCUAUCCUGGUGCCUCCCUGAGCACGUGAGGCCAGCCCCAGGCAGAGCCGUGGCUGCAGCCCCAGGGUGUUUGGUGUCACCACAAAGUGCCCACGUACAUCUUGUCACAUGUCACAGCUGAGACAGGGACUGGGAGAAUGCUGUCUGUGCUGCAGAGACCAUCCUUGGAGACCACCAGCAUCUUUGCCCAGGUCCUUCUGAAAACACGUUAUUCACCUUGAUGAUCAGGAGGUACCACAAGGCAGGAAUGGGGAAAGGAUUAUCCUGAACUCUCUGUGAUGUGGAUGAAUUUUGCUGCAGGAUGUGCACUGGCUGGUAAUUCUGUUUUGGGGCAUCUUCUUUGUAAAGAGAAAAAUUCUUGCACACCUGGUGUGCAAGAGAAAGAUGACCAGCUGAACUCAGAAGAGAAGAAGAAAAGAAAGCAGAGGAGGAACAGGACUACCUUCAACAGCAGCCAGCUGCAGGCACUAGAGAGGGUCUUUGAGAGGACUCACUACCCCGAUGCCUUCGUACGGGAGGACCUUGCACGCAGAGUCAACCUCACUGAAGCCAGAGUCCAGGUGUGGUUCCAGAACCGGAGAGCCAAGUUCCGCCGGAACGAGCGCGCCAUGCUGGCCAGCAAGAACGCCUCUCUGCUCAAAUCCUACUCAGGGGACGUGGCGGCCGUGGAGCAGCCCAUCGUACCUCGCCCUGCCCCCAGGCCCACCGACUAUCUCUCCUGGGGGACUGCCUCGCCCUACAGUGCCAUGGCCACCUACUCUGCCACGUGUACCAACGCCAGCCCGGCGCAGGGCAUGAACAUGGCCAACAGUAUUGCCAACCUGAGACUGAAGGCAAAGGAAUAUAGUUUACAGAGGAAUCAGGUGCCCACAGUCAAUUAACAGCUGGGGGCAGCUGCCUUGCAGAAGGAGAAAACACAACAGCACCCGUCCUGCUUCGCAACUUGUCUGUGCUGAAAGAAAAAAAAAGAAAAAGAGAACAACAACAACAACAACAAAAAACCACAAUAAAAAUAAAAUAGAAAAAAAAAAGAAGAAAAAGAAAAGAAUGAAAAAAUGCCAACCCUCACCCAGAACUGAACACGGGGAGAAAACAGAACCUGUGAGUGAUAAGGUUCCUCCUUCCUUUUGGGAUAAUGCCACCAUUUUUUAUUUUCUUGUUAUCGUCGGGUUUAUUGCUUCUGCUCAAUAUACUGCGAGCUUCUUCAGUAAAGGACAGUCUCACCCUUGCUGGUCUCCAUUUUUGUACGGGACUGCAAAAAGAAACCCCUGCCAAUCUCAGCCCACGGACGAGUCCCCCCAGCAGCACGCUGAGAUACAAAGCUUGCUCAUCUCCCCGCUGCCCCAGCUCACCCUAGAAGAAGAAUUUGUUUGGUCACCAAUUUCCAUGAUAUCCACCCAACCCUCAUCCCUCCAGUCCCUUGUGCCACAGAGGCAGCACGUUCCUAUCACUCUGCCAGAAGCCCAUUUAAUGCAGCAAGAUGGAUUCCUGCUGUCUGAGCUGCCUGGAAAACCUCCUUGGGCUCUGCAGAGCUCCAUUGUUUGGUUGAGUAUUCCUGGCACUGCUGCCUCAAAAAGCCAAAGAAGAGAGCAAAGCCAACGUGGGGGUGUGAGCAGGGGGAUCUCUCUGUAGUGCCAAGACCAGGACUGUCAGGACACUCCUUUCUAUGCCUUACAGUUUGUGCCACAGGGAAAGGCGUUGUCCAGAUGCAUUUGUUUUAUAUAUACUGUAUAUAUUUAUAUAUAUAAGAUAAUACAUGCAAGCUUGGUUGGUGUUUUUUAUUAAACAAAAUAAAACCCGUUGAAAACGUU
Passer domesticus (house sparrow) is the source of this 2546-nucleotide messenger RNA. It is a transcript of the gene PRRX1, whose product is annotated as paired related homeobox 1. Bases 1014 to 1616 code for a protein of 200 amino acids. Gene Ontology annotation, molecular function: DNA-binding transcription factor activity, RNA polymerase II-specific; RNA polymerase II cis-regulatory region sequence-specific DNA binding. NCBI's taxonomy places the organism in Eukaryota, Metazoa, Chordata, Aves, Passeriformes, Passeridae. The record is from RefSeq and is a predicted model, not a curated record. Gene Ontology annotation, biological process: regulation of transcription by RNA polymerase II. The transcript is spliced from 4 exons. Gene Ontology annotation, cellular component: nucleus.